CUUUUUUUUUCCCUGUCUACGGAGUAGUUAGCAUUAUUAUUGUUGACGCUCGUAUAAGAAGCCCAGAGCCGGUCGAGAUGGCGGUGCUCAAAGGAAGCCCUGAGAUUGAGAUCAAUUGGCAUAGCACUGCUCCACCAUGGUGAAAAUACAUUCUGCCUCUGUUUUGUUUACCAGCGCAAUUGCGGCUUUGGCUUCGGCCUCGCCGGUUGCAGAUGUGAAAAGAGAUGUUGCUGCGCCGACGAACAAGGUCGUCAUGGACAAUGACUAUGCCGCAAGGGCUUGGAACAGCUUCUUGCUCGCGCUCAAUGCCGGAUGGGACGUACUUGGAUUGACUGCAUCUACCGGCGAUACCUGGAUGCCCCAAGGAGUUGAGCACGCUCUUGCUAACCUCGAGCUCGGCGGCCUGAGCUGCAUCCCCGUCUACGCUGGGUCCGUGUACCCGCUCCUCAACACCCCCGAGCUCUUCCAGACUUGGCAGAAGAUCCACGGCGCCGUUGUCUGGCAGGGAUCUUUCGCCCCCGAGAACGCGACCUUGGAGGCGGAGGGUAUGGACCCAACUUCGGGCGACCCGUUCCGGAUCAACACCAAGGCCCUCGUCAUGCAGCCUACGACCAUGGUCCAGAACCGCACCGGAGCAGUCAAUUUCAUGAUCGAGCAGGUGUACAAAUAUCCUGGCCAAGUGUCCAUCUAUGCAGCAGGUGCCUUGACCAACGUUGCUCUGGCAGUGCGAUCAGACCCCAAGUUUGCCUCGUUGGCCAAGGAGCUCGUCAUCAUGGGCGGCUACAUUGAUGUCAACAUGCUCGCCGCCACUGGUUCUCCUUAUGUGACCGAUCUCAACACUGACAUCAACACCAUGUAUGAUCCCGAGGCUUCCAAGAUUGCCUUGACCGCAGACUUCCCCAACAUUACCAUUGCCGGCAACGUCGCCAACUCCAUCAUCCCUACCGACGAGUGGUUCGACGAGCUGGUCAAGGUCGAGAGCCCGUACACCAAGUACAUCAAGGAGAACGGCCCCGGCAUGAUUUUCCCCUUCUGGGACGACAUUGCUGGCGCCAUCCUGGUCGAGCCUGCCAUUGUUACCAACAGCACCAAGGUCUACAUUGACGUUGACACGGCUUGGUCAAGCCCCAGCUACGGUACUGUUCGUGCCUAUGCCAAGGACUUGGCCCCCAUGGGAACCCGCGAGGUCAACUACGUCAACAAGAUUAACGAAACUCGCUUCUACGAGAUCUUGACGCACUCGCUGCAGUACCCGAAGACUUGCGCGGACCUUUCUUGA
This is a messenger RNA of Xylona heveae TC161, 1279 nucleotides long. RefSeq names its product nucleoside hydrolase. The transcript has 3 exons. The record is from RefSeq and is a predicted model, not a curated record. The coding region runs from base 137 to 1279 and encodes 380 amino acids. Lineage: Eukaryota; Fungi; Ascomycota; Xylonomycetes; Xylonales; Xylonaceae. Gene Ontology annotation, molecular function: hydrolase activity, hydrolyzing N-glycosyl compounds.